GAAACCCCAUAGGCAAGAAAUGUGAGACCACGCGCCAAACAUACAACCAAGAAACGUAGCAAAUAUAAGGGAGCCAGAUCCUAAUGGACACAACACAACCAGGUACACAUACAAGCCAUACUGAAAAUACAUGAUCGAGUGACAAUUCACCGGCCAUGAAGGGGAGGAAGAGGCAUCAUGCCAUGUCCUGCUGCGUGCUUCUCACCGUUCUCAUCAUCCUGGGCAUCCUCUCCAUCGUGCUCUACAUCCUGUACCGCCCGCUCCCGCCGCGCGUGGUGACUUCGCCCGUGGAAACCAUCGUCCAAGACUUCAGCCUCCUCCCGCCGUCGCUCACGCUGUCCGCGAGCGUGCACGUGAUGGCGAGCAACCCGAGCCGCGCGCCGUUCCGGUACGGGGAGACGGUGACGGCGGUGACGUACCACGGCGAAGCCGUGGGCUCGACGGUGGUGCCGGCCGGCAAGAUCGGCAGGCAGACGACGUCGUGGGUGGCGCCGCAGACGGAGGUGGACGGGAUCAAGGUGGCCGAGAGCCCACACUUCGCCAGCGACGUGGUGGCCGGGGCGCUUCCGUUCGUGGUGGUGGUGAAGCUGGACGGAAAGGCGCUGGUGCUGCGCGCGUUUGAGGUGAGCGUGACCGUCGAGGUGGUGUGCUACGUCCAGGUGUACGUCCUCCAAGGGGACAGCAGCUCGCACUGCGUCUCGAAGGUCCGCACAGGGCCUGGACGUAAUUACUAGGCGUGUGCCACUCGUAAUCCAUCGUCUUGUGCCACAAUUUGUUUUAUUUUUUUCCACAGUUUGUAAGUCAGAAGCUAUAUAUGGACGUUCCGGUAUGGAGAAACACGAAAAUGUUGUGAGUUCCUAGUACAUUCUGAAGUUGAUUCGAGUCAAUUACAUCA
Messenger RNA from Hordeum vulgare subsp. vulgare (domesticated barley), 895 nucleotides. RefSeq lists its product as uncharacterized. Gene Ontology annotation, cellular component: plasma membrane. The coding region runs from base 156 to 734 and encodes 192 amino acids. NCBI's taxonomy places the organism in Eukaryota, Viridiplantae, Streptophyta, Magnoliopsida, Poales, Poaceae. The record is from RefSeq and is a predicted model, not a curated record. The transcript has a single exon.